ACUUCACACACGCAAAUCAUUAUUGCCCGAAGCGAAGACGCGGCUCUAGCCUAUUUUGCAAUACUUUAUCCUUCUCUAAACCCCUUUGGCAAAUUUACCAAACUGAUAUGGCAGCCUAUGCCCAACGCCCAAUCACUCGACGCUCUUGCUUGACCUUGGCAUUCUUCCGGACUCCAGAUACGCCUAGCCGGAUGAGAAAAACUCGUUCCAAUCUCAGAACCCCAUUCAGGGUAAAAUGACAACAAAACAGGAAGCUACUUCAUCGGCAACCAUGAGGAAUAUAAAUAUGGACCAUCCUUAAGAUAUGUUGACCAUUGUUCUAAGAUGCGGUCGCCUUUGUUUCUGUCAUCCUCAUUCCUACUUUUGACCCUGUAUUUCUCUGCACUUCGGGUUGCUGUUUCACUGGCGCCGAAGGGAGAGUGGACUUUCGUUCAGAAUGGCACAACAGGGAUCACUGGCUUAGAAGUGAUACUCGUUUCUCCAACACUCAUCUUGAUGUUUGAUAGGGUUCUCGGUGAUCCGCUCCAAAUAGACGGACACCAAGCAUGGGUUGAGCUUUGGAAUCUUGAAACUAACACGGGAUUUCCUCUUAACGCUAUCACCGACACUUUCUGUGCUUCUGGGGCCCUCCUUAGCAAUGGCACAAUGGUCAGCGUUGGAGGUCAAGCUUCAGAGCUCCCACCGGGAGUGACUGUACCACCAGAUGCUGAUGGUCGAAUGGGAAUCAGGAUCUUUGAGCCUUGCGCUGAUCCCGCGGGAUUGAACUGUACCCUUUUCGAGGAUCCUGCUACGCUGCAUUUAGCCGCAAACAGAUGGUACACAUCCGCAAUCCGCAUCUUCGAUGGCUCUCUGAUGAUCAUCGGAGGAACUCACGAGGAAACACCAUUCUACAACACGGAUCCGGAGAACUCAUUCGAAUUUUUCCCUCCAAAAGAUAAUGGCCAAACCAGAUUCUCACCAUUUUUGGCGAGGACUGUCCCCACAAACUUGUUCCCUCGUGGAUUCUCAUUGCCUGACGGCAAAGUGUUCAUCGUAGCCAAUAAUCAGUCCAUCCUUUACGACAUUGAAGCGCAAACAGAAACUAUUCUCCCAACGAUCCCUAAUGGUGUCCACGUCACAAAUCCGAUGGACGGAACUGCAACACUCCUCCCGCUCUCCCCGCCAGAAUUCAUACCAGAAGUCCUCGUCUGUGGAGGAAGCAACUUCAGCGAUGCGACCCCCUCUGAGGACCUGUCAUCUCAAGACCCUGCAUCGGACCAAUGUACUAGAAUCACGCUUACGCCCGAGGGAAUUGAGAAGGGAUGGAUCAUAGAAAGGAUGCCGGAGGGACGUAUGAUGCCUGAGAUGGUCUUGUUGCCAAAUGGUCAAGUACUCAUAACCAAUGGUGCUGGGACUGGCUAUGCAGCUGUUGCGUCUGUCGGCGACCCUAUAGGCAAUUCGAAUGCUGAUCAUCCAGUGCUCACACCAGUCUUUUAUGACCCUGACGCAUCUCUCGGGAGUCGAUUCAACAGAGAAGGUCUACCAACGACCGAUAUUGCGCGAAUGUACCAUUCUGGCGUAACCUUGACGCCGAGCGGCGCCAUAUUCCUCGCCGGCUCCAAUCCAAAUUCUGGUGUUGUUGAAAACGCUACAUUCAACACCGAGUUCCGGGUCCAAUUUCUCAAUCCCCCAUUCCUAUCACGCUCCCGACCAACUGUUAGUCGGAUUCCGGAAAAAAUUGCAUUCAAUGAGCCGUUCACCGUCGACAUUGAUAUCCCAAACGAUCUGAAUACCGAUAAUCUCAAAGUGGCUCUAAUGGACAUGGGAUUCUCCACCCAUGCAUUCCAUGCAAGCUCUCGCCUGGUAUUUAUGGAGGCACAGUUGACCGGGAAUAAGAAAUUGCUUACCAUUAGAGCACCUCCCAAUAACCGUGUUUAUCCUCCGGGUCCUGCGUACAUAUUUGUGACUGUGGAUGAUGUGACGAGUACGGGAACUAGGGUGAUGGUUGGUAGUGGAGCAUCUCCUCCGGUCCAGGACCAGGGUGUACCCCUCCCAUUAGCAUCCAGUGCAGCUUGAACACGAAGAACAGGGAGACACAUUUGAGAGUACAUGUAUCACAAAGAAUCUGUAUAACUAGGAAUACACUUCAUAUUUCU
Lentinula edodes (shiitake mushroom) is the source of this 2135-nucleotide messenger RNA. RefSeq names its product glyoxal oxidase precursor. Bases 325 to 2055 code for a protein of 576 amino acids. NCBI's taxonomy places the organism in Eukaryota, Fungi, Basidiomycota, Agaricomycetes, Agaricales, Omphalotaceae. The transcript has 10 exons. The record is from RefSeq and is a predicted model, not a curated record.